UGUCUGUUACAGAAGACAAACAGGAACGACAGAAGUAUGACCACAGGAAGAGAGAAAACUUUACCCAAAGGAAAAUGUAUAGAUGGGAAAGAAAUGUACACUGACAGAAGUGGUUGGUGGAGAAACACUAUUAAGAAUUAUCCUAUUCCUGGCAGUUACCACAUUCGGGACUUCAUAGAGGAGACAGGACUUAACCCCAUACCUAGGACGUAUGGCUUCAAAGGCCCUGAGCGAAACACCCUCAUGUCGACCGUGCGUCGAGGGGACGUGUUGUUGCCCGGGGCAUAUAACUUCACUGAUUCAACCAAUGAGGCUCUGCGGCAUCAGGCAACUUACUCUUUCAAAAGCUGCCCUAGACCCGACAUCCACACUUUGGGCCUCAGAGAUAAGGAUAUUAACCUCUCACCCGGUCAUUAUGAUGUGACGGAGAAGCCUGUCCCCAAAUCACCUUGCAAACACAUGAUGUUCCGAUCUGCGGUGCAGAGGGUCAGCUUUCUCCCGAGGGAGGGACCAGCUCCUGGACAUUACAACCCAAGGCCAAGCAGAGGCAUUGCAGUCACUUCCUGCUUUAGGUCAACUGUUCCACGGCUGUACAGCGUACACUCGGGAACUCCAGGACCAGGUGUGUAUGAGCCCACAUGGCACAAAGGUCAACGGCUUAGAACUGAUGUCAAAGUGGACUGGGCCCAUGACCUCCUUUUUCGCAACAUACCAUGAGCUUCCUUUUGUCUUUGACCUUCCCAUAUGUAUUCCUUUUAGUGAAAUUUUCCAUUCUUUUGUAAGUAAAGUGUUCCCAGCUGGCAUGUGACUGACCCUCAGUGUUGAAAUAAUGAAGUAAAGCUGUUGUUUUUACAGUGAAAAACUUCUGAAUUGUUGUAAAAAAUCAUUACUGAAAGUUUAAGAAGAUACUGAAGUGAUAUUGAAACACUGUGAU
Molecule: messenger RNA, 934 nt
Organism: Labeo rohita (rohu)
Lineage: Eukaryota; Metazoa; Chordata; Actinopteri; Cypriniformes; Cyprinidae
Gene: stpg4
Product: sperm-tail PG-rich repeat containing 4
Exons: 7
Coding region: 37-717 (226 amino acids)
Biological process (GO): epigenetic programing of male pronucleus
Cellular component (GO): male pronucleus; female pronucleus; germinal vesicle
Molecular function (GO): histone binding; chromatin binding
Source: RefSeq, a predicted model, not a curated record